Molecule: messenger RNA, 1822 nt
Organism: Chenopodium quinoa (quinoa)
Lineage: Eukaryota; Viridiplantae; Streptophyta; Magnoliopsida; Caryophyllales; Amaranthaceae
Product: blue-light photoreceptor PHR2-like
Exons: 4
Coding region: 121-1485 (454 amino acids)
Biological process (GO): photoreactive repair
Molecular function (GO): FAD binding; DNA binding
Source: RefSeq, a predicted model, not a curated record
UCCUCAACCAUCACAAUUCACCAAACAUCAAUCUACCAACCCAUUUCGAAUACUAUACAUUACACAUAGCUCCCACUAAUUGACACCAACUUAUCUUCUCAAACCUCCAAAAAUUCAUCAAUGGAGUUUGAACCAACCACCACCCAAUCCUCUGAAUCCCCAGAAAAUGAUAACAAAAAUCCGCCAUUGUUAACCCCCUUUAAACCUCCAACUGCUUCCCUCUCUCUUUCUCUCUCCUCUGCUCUUACUCUUCCUACCCACUUCUUCAUCCCUUCCAAAAUCACCCAACUUUUCUCCCCCAAAAACGUCAAAAUCCCACCUCAAAUCACCUCUGCUCUCUCCACUCUUUCUCUCUCUUCCUCCACUCUCUCUCCUCCAAAACCCUUCUCCAAAAAGUCCUCAUUCUCCGCUACCCCUCUUCAAAACCCUCUUUCUGUCAACCCUCGCCUUCCUUCAGACCCCUCUAAUGGCGCCGCUGUUCGAAGAGCCACCAUUGUUUGGUUCAGAAAUGACCUUAGAGUUCAUGACAAUGAGUGUCUUACAACUGCAAACAAUGAGUCAAUGUCUGUUCUUCCUGUUUACUGUUUUGAUCCUAGGGAUUACGGGAAAUCCUCUUCUGGGUUCGACAAAACCGGGCCGUUUCGGGCCUCUUUCUUGGUUGAAUCGGUUUCUGAUCUUAGGAAGAAUCUUAGGGCAAGAGGGUCUGAUUUGGUUGUGAGAAUUGGGAAACCUGAGACUGUUCUUGUUGAGUUGGCCAAAGCAAUUGGAGCUGAUGCGGUGUAUGUGCACCGGGAAGUGUCAAAAGAGGAGGCGAAAUCGGAGGCGAAGAUUGAGACAGCAAUGAAGGAUGAAGGGGUUGAAGUGAAGUAUUUUUGGGGUAGUACAUUGUAUCAUUUGGAGGAUUUGCCCUUUGAAUUGCAGGGUAUGCCUACUAAUUAUGGUGGGUUUAGGGAGAAAGUGCAAGGGUUGAAGGUUAGGGAUACUAUUGCUGCUUUGGAUCAGUUGAAAGGGUUGCCUUCUAGAGGGGAUGUGGAGCCUGGAGAGAUUCCUUCUCUUGUUGAUUUGGGUCUUAACCCAAAUGCUACAUUGUCUCAGGAUGGAAAACCAUCUGCUAAUGGUUCCCUGGUGGGAGGAGAGACUGAAGCAAUGCAAAGACUCCAAAAAUUUGCAGCUGAAUGCAAGGCACAGCCACCAAAGUCCAAGGACGGCACUAACAGCAUAUAUGGUGCCAAUUUCUCGUGCAAAAUUUCUCCAUGGUUAGCCAUGGGAUGCCUUUCUCCUCGACAUAUGUUUGAUGAGCUGAAGAAAACUGCUUCCAGAACAAUUUCUGCUUCAAACCGAAAAGAUGGUGAUGAUGGAAUGAACUGGUUGAUGUUUGAACUUCUGUGGAGGGAUUUUUUUAGAUUUAUCACAGCAAAAUACAGUUCAGCAACGAAACAUGCCAAUGCUACUCCAGCUACUGCUUGCACAGGUGCACUUGCUUAAGCAAUUUUAUAUGGUGAUAUACGUGUGAGAGAUUAGGGUAGCUGACAACAGCAAUGGGCUCCUGUAUAACAAAAAGUUGCAAAUGUUGGAGCUUUUAUUUUCGGGGUCAGCUUAUUUCUGCCAGUUUUUUUUCUCCUUCUGAGGAUCUGCAUAUUUUGUCAAAAACAUAUCCCUUGUAAACAAUGUCCAUCUUUUGAACUCUUGACUGGGCUACUAAUAAUCAAAACUUCAGCUUUAGGCUAUGGUAUAUCUCACUAAAUAUCAGGCUAAUUAAUACUUGUAGUUUUUUCGGUUGGCAAUUAAUGCAUUUUGUAUGAAGUUGGGAGUUAUUUCAUUA